Molecule: messenger RNA, 2100 nt
Organism: Hyphopichia burtonii NRRL Y-1933
Lineage: Eukaryota; Fungi; Ascomycota; Pichiomycetes; Serinales; Debaryomycetaceae
Gene: DSE1
Product: Dse1p
Exons: 2
Coding region: 121-2100 (659 amino acids)
Molecular function (GO): protein binding
Source: RefSeq, a predicted model, not a curated record
GAAGCGAAAAAAGCACAUUUAUUAUACCACAUUUGUUAUACCACAUUUAUUAUACCACGUUCAUUACUACAAUCAUUAUACAAGCUGACCAACUAAUUCACUCUUUUGCAACGAAAUAACAUGACUGAGUUCUACGAGCCAACUCUUUUGUUCAGACAAAACGCCAUGAAGCGUUAUAGCUGUCCAUUAUCACCCAUAGCCAGCGUUUCUACCCUUGAUGUUUCGUCGACGCUCACUGGGAGCAGCGAGAUGUCAAGAUUGAGCAAAACCGUUAGUCCCCAAUGGAUGCUUAAUCAAAAUAAUCCUAAAGAUACAGAAGUCUUGAGUAAGACCUGUGCAUUGAAUCGAUUGAAUAUCAAGUCCAAUUAUUGGCAAAUACCCGAUAAUGAUAUGAAUUUAACUGCCAUGGCCAUCAAUAAAAAGGAAACCGAUACCCCAAUCAUGGCUAUUUCCAGUGGGAAUAGGGAACAAAACUUAUAUAUCUAUGAAUUGGAUAUAUUGAACAAUUACUUAACCCAUCAUAAUACUAUAUCACUACCUAACAUACAUUCAAUGAAAUGGGUACCAGAUACCAAUACACAAAACUCAAAAUAUUUACUUACUGGGAAUAAUAAGGGAUACGCACAUUUAGUAUCGAUUCCCACUCCAAAUCUUUACAAGACGUAUACAUUAAGUGAAGAAGAUGAAGAAAAUGAAUCAGCAGAAAUAGUGAAAAGAUUCAACCACAGGAAACAUUUAAAAUCAAUUAAUAAAAAUCCAUCACUUUUAGCCCAUCAACAAACAAAUAUAUCAAAAUUAGGUUUUAGUAAAUUUGAUAAAAAUUUAUUAUCAAUUUACGAUGAUAAUUUAUUUUUAUGGGAUAUGAAACAAGUUGAUUCUCUGUAUAAGCCAAAACCAAUCAUGAUAUCAAGUAUUAAUGGUUUAACCAACUUUGAUACUACUUCAACUAGUGAAAACGUUAUUGGGGUUUGUGGGAAAUUUGGUGUUUCAUUAUUUGAUACUAGAGAUCCUAAAUUCAGUGUUCCUUCUCUGGUAAUUAAAAGUGCUGGUCGUAAAAAAUUAUCUGCUAAUAUUAUGAGAUGGAGUGAUAAUAACGCUUAUGUUUUCGCAUCUGGCCAUAUCGAUGGUAAUAUAAGAUUAUGGGAUGUUAGAAAACAGGACUGUUUUGCUACUUUACAUGGUCAUCAACUGCAAGUAACUAAUCUCGAAUGGAAUCAACAAGAUUUGUUCUCUGGUGCCAAUGACGGUAAUAUCAUCCAUUGGGAUUUAACUAGUGAUAUCAAGACCGGUGAUUCUUUCAGUGAUGAUUCGAAUAAUUUAAAAAAUUGCUCUUUGAAAGAAGGUAUUGAUAGUGUUAAAUUUAAUCCUCAGAAAAAUUCAUUACAAGAUAAAUUACUGGAAAGACAAUGUGGUACAACCUUACCAGCAUCAAAUACUAAGAUUGUUGGAAUGUCUUCGGUCAAAGGUAGUGAUAGUGAUGACUUGAAAAUCUUAUCGAUCGACGGGUCUUCGUUCUUUGGUGUUCAUUCUAAAAUUUAUGAAGCAGUUAAUGUUAAUAUUAAUACCGAGAAAUUAUAUUACACCAAAGAAGAUGUUGCUCUAUUGGUUAAUGAACAUUCUAACAGUACUCUCUUAAACUCAUGUGACUCCAUCGAUCAAGUCACUAAACCUUUGGCCAUUUCCAGAAAACCAACUACUAAAUUAAUCAAUAACGACUCCGAAGAUACUUUACUCUCCCACGAACCACAGCAAAUCGAUUAUAAACUAGACAUUAAUGUCGAUGACUUUGAUCACGAGGACGACUACGAAGACCCCGACUCCAGUCAAGAAUUUAACUUCAACAGCAACACCAUCUACGAAACCCCCAACAACGACUCGGUAUACUCGGUUGAUCUGCAACCAAGAUACCUCGAGUCUCCUAACAUAAGUACCGACGAAACCACCAAUACCGAUUUCGACGCCUCCAUAGAAACUCUAUCAACCAACCCAACCAUAAUGGAACAACCCAUCCCGGAGAAGGAAACCCCCGAUGUCUCCAACGAUUUCCCUCUAUUGGCAAUCAAUUUCGACGACGAUGAAGAUGCAGAAGAAAAGAAGUGA